CUGUUCCAGACUUCCUCUGUUCCAAAACAAGCGCCUUCAGGGCGCGUGGGACUUCAUGUCGUUUCCGUUUCUGAGAUCAGCUCUUGACUAUUGUGUUCUGAAUGAAUGUUUCGUUGAGAAUUUUGGUAAAGUCGUUUGGUUUGGUAAUCGGAAUCAGAAGUAAGAGUUGGCUGUUUCAAUUAUUCCUUGUCUCACCACCCUCUCUCUCUCAAUUCCUUGCAACCCACGACCAAAUUCUCUUCAAUUCUUCAAAUUCAGUUUCUGGGUAGCAAGUGAUUUUCUUUGUCUGAACAAAGGUGGGGCAAAAUAGGUUCAAUUUUGGUAAAUUUUGAUGUACAAAUGAACAAUCCUACACCAGUGAUUUUCAUCGGGUGUUCUCUCUGACCCAUCAAGAGAGAGAAAUUUUCUUGGGUUUGGAGAGAGAAAAUGAAGGAUUUUCCUGGCACUCCUGGGACUGUGACUGGGCUUGUUCUUCGAAUUUUCCAGUGUUUGUUUGCAGCUGGUUCAAUUGCUUCCGUGGCAACUUCUAAUUCGAUCUUCAGUAUCACAGCUUUCAGCUACCUGAUUGCUUCAAUGGGUUUGCAAGUCAUUUGGAGCUCUGGGCUUGCUUUCUUGGAUGCAUAUGCCUUGGCAAGGAAGAAGGUCCUCCACAAUCCUCUUCUUGUCAGCCUCUUUCUUGUCGGAGACUGGGUUACAGCAACAUUGUCUCUUGCAGCAGCUUCUGCUACAGCCGGCAUCACAGUGUUGUCCUUUAGUGACUUUGGAGGUUGCGGCUUUGGGGAAGAAUGUCAAAGAUACCAGAUGGCGGUUGCAUUGGCCUUCUUUGGCUGGAACACGAUAGCAAUCUCAUCUCUAAUUAUGUUUUGGCUUUUGGCAGCAGAUAAGUUCGAUCGAUACACGGAUAGCUGAAAUAUGCAGAGAUCCAAAAAAUUUCCAAGUAUGAAACUGAGAUCGAUUGAAGAAAAAGUUCGAUUGAUCUUGGAAGACUCAGAUCGAUCUGAAAUGAAGUUUGAUCGAUACACAGAGAGCUGAAAUAUGCAAGAAAUUCUCGAUCGAUGGGACUGAGAGAUGAGUGGAUGCAGAGAUGAUGUUCGAUCGAUCGAACUUAUACUAAGAUCGAUCGAACUUAUACUAAGAUCGAUCGAACAAGAACAAUUAAGGAAGAAUUCGAACAUCUCAUUGAAAACAUUGCAUGUAUUACUAAAUCUCUUCAUAGAUUGGAUUUACCAAAAGGGCAGCUUCCAUAUGCCUUUGGAAAACUUGUCCCUCAAUGUAGGGUUUUAACCUUUGCCCAUUCACCUUGAAUGUGUUGCCAUUAUUUAAGCUUUGAAUUUCAAU
Molecule: messenger RNA, 1338 nt
Organism: Cornus florida
Lineage: Eukaryota; Viridiplantae; Streptophyta; Magnoliopsida; Cornales; Cornaceae
Product: CASP-like protein 5B3
Exons: 4
Coding region: 427-909 (160 amino acids)
Cellular component (GO): plasma membrane
Source: RefSeq, a predicted model, not a curated record